Melospiza georgiana is the source of this 6322-nucleotide messenger RNA. It is a transcript of the gene TMEM161B, whose product is annotated as transmembrane protein 161B. The transcript has 13 exons. Bases 203 to 1630 code for a protein of 475 amino acids. Lineage: Eukaryota; Metazoa; Chordata; Aves; Passeriformes; Passerellidae. The record is from RefSeq and is a predicted model, not a curated record.
GGAGAAACUCCGCGCUCGGGGCGACCUCCCGCGUCACGUGGUUGGGGCCGCGGCGGCGCCGUUCCCGGAAUAGGCUGGCCAGAUAGGAAGCUCUAGGAGUAAAUGAAGAGACAUACUGGCAUCUGAUUAGGCUGUGCUUCUAAUAAAUACAUAAUUGUAGAGAAAUAUUAAUGGUGUGAUAGGUGUACAGUUGGUGGUUACCAUGGUAAUGGCUAGUGUCAUACAGAAGAUCAUACCUCACUAUUCUCUUGCUCGUUGGCUUCUCUGUAGUGGCAGCUUAAGGUGGUAUCAACAUCCCACUGAAGAAGAACUGCGGAUUCUUGCAGGGAAGCAAAGAGGGAAAAGUAAAAAAGAUAGAAAAUAUAAUGGUCAUAUUGAAAACAAACCCUUAACCAUUCCAAAAGAUAUUGAUCUUCAUCUGGAAACAAAAUCUGUAACAGAAAGGGACACUAUUGCAUUGCAUUACUUUCCAGAAUAUCAGUGGUUGGUGGAUUUCACUGUUGCAGCUACAGUUGUGUAUGUGGUGACCGAGGUCUACUACAGCAUUAUGAAGCCCUCACAAGAAAUGAAUAUCAGCAUAGUGUGGUGUCUGCUUGUCUUGGGUUUUGCAGUUAAGGUACUGUUUUCAUUGACUACGCACUAUUUCAAAGUGGAAGAUGGAGGUGAAAGAUCAGUCUGUGUCACCUUUGGUUUUUUCUUCUUUGUGAAAGCCAUGGCAAUACUCAUUGUGACAGAAAACUAUCUAGAGUUUGGAUUGGAAUCAGGAUUCUCGAAUUUCUCAGAGAGUGCUAUGCAGUUUCUCGAAAAACAAGGUUUGGAAUCCCAGGGUCCUGUGUCUAAACUAACCUUCAAAUUGUUCCUGGCUGUUCUGUGUUCACUUAUUGGUGCUUUUUUGACAUUCCCUGGCUUGCGACUGGCUCAAAUGCAUCUGGAUGCUCUGAAUUUAGCUACAGAAAAAAUAACACAAACAUUGCUACAUAUAAACUUCUUGGCACCUUUAUUUAUGGUUCUACUGUGGGUAAAACCAAUCACUAAGGACUACAUUAUGAGCCCACCUUUGGGCAAAGAGAGCAUUCCUUUAAUGUCAGAAGAUACAUUUGAUACCAUCAGAUUGUGGAUUAUAAUCCUGUUGUGUGUUUUACGGUUGGCUAUGAUGCGUCAUCAUUUACAGGCCUAUCUGAAUUUAGCCCAGAAAAGCGUGGACCAGAUGAAAAAGGAAGCUGGUAGAAUAAGUAUGGUUGAUUUACAAAAAAUGGUGGCUCGGGUAUUCUAUUAUCUCUGUGUAAUUGCACUGCAGUAUGUUGCACCAUUGGUAAUGCUUCUUCACACAACUCUGCUCUUAAAAACACUAGGUAAUUAUUCUUGGGGCAUCUACCCAGGAUUGAAUUCUGACACUCCAGUAGAAAGCAGUCUGCUUCCCAAUUCUGUUUAUUCUGAGUCUCCACCUGCUGAUGGAAAGAUGAAAGUAACUGUAAUACAAAUAACGAUGGCUCUGGGAAGCCUAAAGAAUAUUUUCACUCCUCUCCUGUUCCGGGGACUCCUGUCUUUCCUCACUUGGUGGAUUGCUGCUUGCCUUUUUUCUACAAGCCUUUUUGGUCUCUUCUAUCACCAGUACCUGACUGUGGCAUGAAGUCAACUGACUGAGCAAGUGUGAGGUCACAUUCUAGAUACAAGGUAUCCCAGGUACCCAAGAGGAGAUGAAGAGAAAAGAAAACUAUAUAUGUGAAGAGAAAACAUGUCAUAAUUAUUUUUAAAGACUUCCUUGGUGUUCUCAGGGUGAAUAAUCUUAAAAUGUUUAAAAUUGCAACUGGGUUGGUUAUACUUGUUACCCAAAUGGUAGGUAACUAAUUCAGUUAUAGUCCUGGGACUGACUGACAUUAUUGUGUUGUAGAUGGUGAUAAGCAUGCUGAAAAGAUAUGACCUCUGGGUAUCUUGGUUUCCAUAAACAGUGAGCCAAACUCAAAAAUUUGGUUUUUAAGCAUCAACAGUCACUGACUGAACUGUAUUCAAAGGGUACUGGACAUAGUGAUGGUAGCUGCCUAUCAAUUAAGUCCUGAAACUGAGCCAUACAAGUGAAAGGAGAGAGAGGGGAUUUUAAAAAAAUGGAUCUGUUGGAUAACUAUUGAUCACUUUUCUCCUUGGAAAAUUAAAAAUCCAACAGGACAAAAGAGAUACUGUAUAUUACAGUAAGGAAAGUUGUAUAAAAUAUAAAUUAAAGAGGAGUAGAUGUAUGUACCUGACAGGUAUUGCUGCCUACAUAUUUUGCAGGAGUGCUUGUGCAGUAAGAAGAGAGUUAUAACAAUUAUAUUAUUUCAGUCCCUGCAGUCAUUUUGAAUUAAUGGCCAUCUGUAUUGGUGCUAGUAUUGAUCCACACAUUGCAUCUGGAUCUUUUAAAUUUCUUCUUUUGAGGUAGUAGAUAAAUUCCAUUGAGUUUACAAAAGAAUAGAAAAUAAUUAGUGACACCAGUCAAACAUUUCAAAACAAAACAGUUUAAUCCUGCUGACUGCUAGUGUAUGUAUAUGUGUAAUGUACAUAUAUAUUAUAUAUCAAAUAUAUAAUAUAUAUGAAGGUAUGAAAUAUGGAAUCUUUAUUUUAAAUUCCUGAAUGUAUCUUACAGAGCUAUAGGAGAGGGGUGUAUAUGUUUCUAAUAAUUUCAAGAUUCCCUUUUGAAAUUAAACUUUUAAUUUUCUUUUUUUUUUCUUUUUCUUUUUUUUUUCAGUUCAGUUGAAAGGGCUGUUUGGUUUUUGUGCCUCUUUAGAGGUACUUAAGUAUACUAAAGAACUUACUAUGUCUUGGAAGAAAAGAUCUACCUAAACUGUUAAUCUUAAAAUUUCUGUUCUGUCAAAUCAUCAUCUUUUGCCACUUUAAUCUAUGCUAACUUGACCAUAUAAUGAUAAUUAAUAUAUUUUGGCUUCAGAAAUAGAUUUUCUGUAUAAUAAAACAGCCAUGUAGUAAGAAAAAGAGCAAAGUAUUAACUUUACAAUUUUUGCUUAACUGGAUAGAUAUAUUCCAGUCAUAAAAUUAUUUACAGUUUUUCAGAUGUUUUGUGUAUUUGCAAAACAGGAAUGGGGAUUUAUAUGCAGUAGCUUUUUUAAACAGUUAAUAUUAAACUUCACAGAGGUCAGUGGGUUUUUUAACUAAUACUGGCUGGUUUUAUGUUACUGUUCUUUUUCUCUUGAAUUUGUGUACAGCUUUGGCAUAUAAUAAGCAUUUAUAAAUGGAAAAGCUUAACUAAUUUUUAAUAUGUAGCAAACCUACCAUAUGGGAGAACAAACUCGAUGAAUGCAGAAAGUCAAGAUUUUAAGCUGGUGAUAAACUAUCUUGCUGUGUUGAAAGCUUUUAAAGUUAUUUAUUAGUUUGUUAAGUUGCAUUUACUGGAGAAAGAUUUGUGUACACCAGCAUAGUACCUACUGCAUGGGUUUGGGACAUCUGAGAACACCUUGCAUGAUGCUACUGGUUUCAUUGCAGUAUUUCAGUGUGACUGGGACUGCAAGCUUUGUUGUUUUCACACCAACUUUUUGUAACUAAUAGGGACAAGUGCGUAACUGUGAAUUGGCCUAAAGAAUUAAAUUUGACCUCAUAGUUUCAAAUUUCAGUCAUUCCUGGGAAGUAUUUUUCAGAUGAAUAAUUGAAUGGCAAAAUAUGACAGGUCCAGUAACACUGCACCCGCUUUCACAUUAGUUCAAGAUAUAUCAUUGCGAGAUACAUCAUUACUAACAGAAUUAGUAAGGCCAGCUUUUAAGUUAGAGUUAGGUGCUCAAUGCCAAUCUUUUAUUCAGAAAAAUAAAACAAUGCAAAACAGUUUGAUUCUGAUAGUGAACUUGCCUGAUGAAGCUCACUAUAUAGGAGAUGUAACCUGUUGUUGAAAUCUGAAGGAGUAAAUUUUGGAUACUUGGAGAUACUUCAAAAUAAUGUUAACAGUUUUUGCUAACAGUCAUUCUGAAAGCUUAUAAGCAAAAGUGAACUGUAGUUCUAUAAUAAUGCAUUCAGCAAAAGUAAUAAGGAUCGUGUAGCUCAACUGCGCAAAGCUUUUGCUAAGAGCUCAUGCUGACUUACAAUUCAGACAUUAUACUGAUCACAGUGAAAAAUAGGCACCUAGUGUUACAAACAUGAAGAUCAGUGCUUGUAGCUGCUGAGCUGCUCCAUUGUUCUACAGACCAUUGUUGUGCAGAAUCGAAUGGUUGACCUUCUGGUCAUUAGUGAGUGGGAGACGGUCCUUCUUUGGGUCCAUUUAAUCCUGACAUGAGUCCAGAAGGCUUAUGAAAAACUAAAAUAUGCUAAUAAAAACCUUUGAAACAUGUGGUGACUGUGAAACCAGAGGGACCAUAUUGCUAAGGUUGUGAGCAGUGCUUCAGACAAGUAUGUGAUAUGAUCAAAAAUGUGUUUUAAAGAAAAUCAGCAACCCUGAUAGUCCUGACUUCCAUAUAUAUUGUGUAAGGGUCAAAGGAAUAUCUGCUUACUUCUGUAGUAAGUUCCUUUGAAACAGCAGCUGUCAAAUGCCUUUUUUUGUUUGUUUCAUGGAGACCUUUAGCGGCACCUGGCAAUGAGAGGAAAGCAUCUUGCAGAAAUGGAAAAGCAAUAAAAUGUGACUGAAAGGUUGGUAGGUGUUACUCAGGUUUCUUAAACACUUUGUCUUGCUUUUUGCCCACUACUUAAUUUAAAAAAUUGUAGAAUGUUUUGGGUUGGAAUGAAUCUGGAAUGGAUCACUUUUCACCGAACCAGGUUGCUUCUAGCCUCAUCAAACAUGGCCUUGAACACCUCCAGAGAUGGGCAGCCAUAGCUUCUCUGGCUAACCUUAUCUACUGCCUCACCACCCUCAUAGGCAAGAGUCUCCAUCUAAUACCUAAUCUAAAUCUCCCCUCUUCUAGUUUAGAAGUGUUCCCCCUUGUCCUAUAACUUCCUGCCUGUGCAAAAAGUCAUUCUCCCUCUUUUUUAUAAGCCUUCUUUAAGUACUGGGAGGCCACAGUGAGAUGUCCCUUAGUUUCUGAGAGAUUUUAGAAGGAAAUGUUCCUGUGGUAAAGAGUCCAUGUCUGUUUCUUCUUAAAUUCUGGUCUCUUUUCCUCUCUUAGUCAUGUGACUUCCAUUGCCGAUCUACAGCACUGUCCCUGUGUUCCCUUCUCAGAACCAAGUAGGCUAAACUAGUUCAAGAUUGUAUUUUGACUUCUGUUUAGUUUAAAUUUAUCUAUUUUUGAAGGAUUAGUUCCUUUAAAUAUUUCAAAUAACUUAAAAUUCCAUCUGAAAUAUGAACAAACUUGUUGAUAUUUGUUUAAACUCUGCACUUUUAUUAUGUGGGUCCCUUUAGAAAAAGGGUUAAGACAGCAAAAAAUCCAAGUCUUCCAGCAAGUUCAGGGAGGUCCAAACAUAACACUUGGGCUAUUUCUGAGCUAAGAGACAUUGAUUAAGAACAGGAGAAUAGACUAUAGAAAGCCUAUUCUUACACUUCGUAGGUGACAUUCUCAGGCUACACUUGUCCUCUUUUAAUUCCUUCUCAAACUAUAGGUUAUGCCAGAUUUCGAGGUUUUCUUGGCUGCACAGUCUUUCCCUCCUCCAGAAUUCGCUUACAUAAAGGAUCCACAGAUUAAAUAGUAGCAUCAGUACAAGAGAACAUCCUUGUACAGAAGAUACUUGCAGAAAAUUAAUUUCUGUUGCAGCUGUUCUUCUCAUUUGGGUCACAAGUACUGCAAGGUGUUUAAACAGAAAUGCAUUCUUCCCUGGAUUGUAAAGUCAAAUUUGUUUUAAGAACAAAAAUGCUACCAAGACAUCAACACAACAUUUAGGCAGCAUCACCUCAUUAUGUGUAGGGUUAGCAAGUAAGGAAAUUUCAGCUAACUUCCAAGGAACAAUUCAAAGAGCUGUGCUUCCUUAUAGUAACUACACCUAAGUGGUAAUAGGCAUUUGGGAUAUAUCAAAUAGAAAAUUGAGCACAUCUGAUAUUAAAGCUGUUGGAAGGUUCUCCAAGGUAAAAGGCCUUAUGUUUCUGUAUUCUCAAAUAGCUGUGCUUUUCAUGGAGAUAAUUUUGAUCAGUUUUUAAAUACUAUGCUUCAUGAUUUUUCUCAUGACACAUUUUGCACAUUAAUUUGUUCCACACAGCACCUCUACACUCAGACUUAACCCCACAGUUAAUGUUGUCACUAUAAAGUUCCUAGACACUUCAACUAAAAGUUUAAGAAUUGAGUGCCCAGACAAAAUGGAGACAUUGAACAAGAACAAGGCCAAAGAAUACUCUGUGUUCUCUUGGAGGAAUCUGUAUGCCUGAGCAAAAUCUUAAUGGAGGAAGGCAGCAGCAGUUUACUUGUAUCUCAAAUAAAAUAUUAAAUGUGAA